Phascolarctos cinereus (koala) is the source of this 7213-nucleotide messenger RNA. RefSeq names its product EDAR associated via death domain (gene EDARADD). Gene Ontology annotation, biological process: signal transduction. The record is from RefSeq and is a predicted model, not a curated record. Gene Ontology annotation, molecular function: protein binding. NCBI's taxonomy places the organism in Eukaryota, Metazoa, Chordata, Mammalia, Diprotodontia, Phascolarctidae.
GACGCGCACAGAGGGGGCUUCUCUUCAUGCCCAAGCAGGAAGUGAGUACAAGGAAGAAGCCAGCGAAGACACAAGGAGGAGGAGGAGGAGUUGGGGUGUUUUUAUCAGACCGACCCGGGAAAGCCGGAGUUUCCAUCCUUCCCCUCACACUUUGCUUUCGCCCCACUUUUACCCACGCUUCCCCAUUCCCCAGCGAGCUCCCCAGCUCCGAGCUGGUACUGGUGCGCCCCCACCCCGCCUCCAUGGCUUCUGCCGAGGACCCUCUGCUUACAGAUCAUGCUACAAGAGAACCAGUAGAAGAUACUGAUCCUAGCACUUUAUCUUUUAAAAUGUCAGAAAAAUAUCCUGUUCAAGAUACAGGUCUCCCUAAAGCUGAGGAAUAUAAUUCAAUUACACUGAAAGUUCCACCAAGUUCUGACAUAAUACAUCAGCGAGAAGAAAAUGGCUAUCCAGACAGUACUGGGGAUCCACUUUCAGAUAUAAAGAACAACUCUUGCCAAGAAAGUUGCACAUGUUCCUUAUGCUCACCCCAGGCCCCCAACAUCAGUGACUUGCUCAAUGACGAGGACUUGCUAGAUGUGAUCAGAAUAAAGCUGGAUCCAUGUCACCCAACAGUAAAAAACUGGAGAAAUUUUGCAAGCAAAUGGGGAAUGCACUAUGAUGAAUUGUGUUUUCUGGAACAGAAACAACAGAGUCCUACCUUGGAGUUCCUGCUCCGGAAUAGUCACAAAACUGUGGAUCAACUGAUUGAGCUGUGUAGGCUCUAUCAUAGAGUUGAUGUGGAAAAAGUCUUGCGGAGGUGGGUGGAAGAGGAAUGGCCAAAGAGGGGGCAUGGAGCCUACCACAAUCACUUUUAAACGGUUUCUUCCAUUAUUCCAUUGGUUCUUUGGACAUUGAAAACCACUGUAGCUUGGGAUGGAGGGAGUACAGCACAUUGGUCUCGCUUUUUUUUUAAGUGUUUACUUCAAAAACGAUGACAUUUGUCUCCCUCUAAGCAGUUUUUGGUUUGGUUUUUGUUGUUGUUAUUGUAUAUGUGUUUGCACAUCUGUAUUUUGAUUUAAUGUUUGAAUCCAGAACUUCAAGAGGAUAAAAUAAAGUGGUAGGCAAGCUCAUACAGUAGCCAAUCCCUAUAAGCAAAAUGCUUUUUAUUUCUUCAUAAAAUCAGAUUAUCCAUUGACUGUAAUGAUAUAGAUUGUAAGAACAAUUCCCAGAGCCCAAAGCUGUUGAUGACCCAAAAGGAAUCACAUGCAAUGUCUGCCAUCAAAAGCCUUGAUUUCCAUUGCUUGGAGGCCAAACACCAUUAAACGAUUGCUCCAUUUUAUUUUCAUGUCAUUAUCAUUCAUCCAUUGUAAGGCGCUAUAAAGUCCAUUUACUAAGAUGUUACUAUCAUCUUGAGGUUGUCUUCAGUUGACAUACCCAUCUAGUAUAAUUGAAUAAUUGUGCCCUUUCAGGGAUCUAAAUAUAGAUGUUAUUUGCUCAGCUUUUCCAAGAAAAAAUUUAUUUUAAAAAAUACAACUAAAUACUGUAGAGGUUAGAGUAAAGCCUUAGAGCAAGAACCUAGUUCUAGGUAUUUGUACUCUAGAAGGAGAGUUUUCCAUCAGUGGCCUUCAAAAUGCUUUAAUAUUAGCUAUGAGUUAUUUUAAAUUAUUAUAAGGCUCACUUUUGCAUCUUCCACAGGAGACUGAGUGUUUUUCUAGUGAAAAGUUUUAAGACUCCAUUAAGAGGUCAAAAUAGAUCCAUCGACCUCUCAUUAAAACAUAGCUAUCUCUAGCAUUUCUUGUACCAGCUAAGACACGCCCCAGCAACACUAUAAAAGCACUUAGCUAAGAAGUAAAAACCUCCACAAGUGAGAAUGAGAAUCCAGGAAUCCAACCAAGUUAAUUAACGGCUUAGCUCAGAGACUUCUUCAGUGUUCUGGCUUGACGGUUUAGAAAAAAACAUAGAAGCUACAUUGAGUCUAUAUAGAUGCUAUGGGAAGACUGCCCAGUUCCCCAGACUAUCGUCUUUUCUUUAUUCCUCUGCGGGAAUAGAUGGCAUCACCUCUCACAGAAUUACAGAACAUUAGAGCUAGAAAGAAUCAAGAAUGUCGUCUAGUCUCAGAGUUAAAAGGAGCCUGAGAGGUAGCCUAGUCCAACCCCCUUAUUUUAGACAAAGAACUUCAGAUUUAGUUAAGUGCCUGCAUUGCCCAUGGGGAGCACAGGCACAAUAAGAAGUCAAACCCAUUUCCUCUGACUCCUUCCAUUGUACCAUGCUGCCUCCUACCCCUUCAUUUUACAGAUUAGGAAAUGGAGGCCCCAAAAGGUUAGAUCAUUUACCCAGGAUCACCGAGUGUAUUAGGCCCUAAAUGCUGUGACUCUCAGUCCAGUGCUUUUCCUAAUAUACCAAAUUAUCCUCUCAGCAGGACUGAUUAAUUAGGCAGUAGUAAUGUGUUUUUUGGGGAAAAACAAAAAGUUCAUUUUUUGAAGUAUUAAUAUUUGGAUCAGCAGGACUGAUUAAUUAGGCAGUAGUAAUGUGUUUUUGGGGAAAAACAAAAAGUUCAUUUUUUGAAGUAUUAAUAUUUGGAUUUAGUUCUGGGUUUAAUAUAUAUUAGGGCAGUUCAAUCUGAUAUCUGAUAUUCAAGCUCAGUCCAAAUUUUAUACAUACAUACAUAUAUAUAUAUGUAAAAAUAAAUGUCAUGAAUGAGAAUUAGGUACUCAAAGCCCUGAGGCUAACACUUUUUUCUUUUUCUUUUUUUGAAGUACGGUGCCUCUCAACCUCAAUAAAGUUUAGAGGCAAACUUGAAAUAAAACUAUUUGCUAAGCCACCAACACUCUUUUUAGCAAUUCCUUAACGAUAGUUUUCAUUUAGAGCCUGAUAUUGCUAAUUUAAUCAACUCCAGCAUGGCAAGAUGAACUUUAAAAUAGAAGAGACAAUCCCUAAAAUUUCUGAUCCAUUCUUUAUUAUGCCCAACUCACUUUCUUCCCUGGUUCGAGUUACUGUAAGAUGUGAUUGAAACAAUUUACAAUGUAUGUAAUUUUAAAAUAUAGAUGCUUAGUAAGUUGUUAAACAGAACCGAUAAACUAUUUGUUGAAUUUAUAUUGAAUGUUGACAAUGGAAUAGGCACUAUGCUGGGCAUUUAAGUGAAGGUUCCCCUUUGGGUGCCUGUUUAACCUAAAUAUGGCUUUCUCAUACUUCUACAGUUUAUUGAAGGAAAAUGUAAUUGUAAUUGGCAUUCAUUAUAGACCUUGUAAGUAUAUGAAACUAAAAAGUCAAUGAUGCAUGAAGAGUAACAUAGAUGCAAGUAUGGACCUCACUCACAAGCUACAUUCUUAUUGCCUCUUAUAUCCCUUUAGCCUCCUUAAGGUAUUGGGUUUUUAGAAUAUAGACCAUCUUCAACACACUUCCAUCCCCUUUGUAAAAUGCCCUUCCCUGCUGCAUGGGCACAGGAAUUCCCCUUCCCUCUCCACUAUCACAGGAGAUUUCCUUCCCCUUUUUCCUCACUGCUGUAGACUCCAUACUGCCUUAGACUCCCAUUUAGUUAACGCCAUUUCCAGGUUCUUACUUUGUUCUGGUGGCCAUAUCUGUAGCAUAUCCCUAUCCUAGAUUUUCAGCCACUGACAUUCCAAAACCCAUAUUGCCAUCCCUCAGGCCUCCCUAAAUCCAACCUUGCUGAAGCCACCAUCAUAGACAGGGAGCUGUGGGAGCCCCAGACCCUAAUAUCCAGCAGAUGUAAAGAGGUUGAAUCUCUGCUGUCUUGUAAGGGCAUCAAGUGGAAAUAAGGGGAGUCUGUGUGGUUCAUUUUCUCCAUAGAAAUACUGCCAGUGCAUUGUUAGGUAUGAUACAAAUAGUACAGUAGUAUUAGUAUAAUACUCUUCUUUAGGUGCAUUAUAGGUAAUUGUGAACUAACAUGGGAAUCCACCAUAUGGGACAUCAUUUCCCUGGGAAAAUGUGUUCAGUCCCAAACAGUCCACUUAACGAAUGAAUUUUUGUAACAUACACAGCCCUUUUAUGAGUUGGGUAUGGCCUGUAUUAAGUCAUUUUAUAGACACAUCAUGAAGUGAUCUAGAUUACCUUUCCUUUCUUAAGUUAAGCCAGAAACCUUAACUGAGUUAAACAGGAUGUAGACCAAAAAUCGUCCUUAUCUUUUCAUUUAAGAAUUCAAGAGAAUCCCACUAAAACCUAAGUGAGAUAUGAACCACAGAACACAACCCACACAUUUGCAUCAUGUUUUCCAAAGUAGGUAGAUACUUGCCACUAACAACUUCUACUAUUACAUCUUCCAUUUGCUUAUUUUAUCAGCAUGGUUAUAAAAUUUAAAAGUUCUUGUUGUUUUCCUGCCCAUAGCAAAUGUAGAAGUUGACAUCUGUUUACCACUAUAUUAAUUUUUUUCUGCCCAUUUGUUCUAAAAUCUGGCAUACUCUGAUCCUUGUGAGAUAAUGUUGACUAUAUUAGCUAAAGACAGAAAUUAAACACAUGCACUUAUCAAAAGUCUAUUGCCACAAGGCAAUUAAAUGUAGGGUGAGUUUUGCAUAUGUAGAUCCAUGAAAUAAAAAAGUAGUUUGAGCCUGAAAAUAAAUGUAGGCAAGUCAGAUAUGUAUGCUAAUCUAAAACUACUUAAUAAUAAUUCUUUACAUUAGGUAAUCACUACAAUAUCAUAAAUAUGCUUGGGGAGGUUCUAUGGACUAGGAGAAACUCAGGCAAAGAGAAAGUGCAGUGAAGAAGAGGAUGAGAAGGUAGGAAAUAACUUCGUAGUAAAUUAAUCAAAUUAUUUCUCAUUUUUAAAGUCUAAUACAAGCCUGAUAGCUUCAUUCUAAUGCUGUCCUCAGGGUCCAUGAAGGGUGGGCACUUUAUCAACUAAAUUGCCUUGGUAUUAAGUCCUUUUGGUUCUUUGGUAAGUUAAGCUCCUUGAAUAUGGCCCAUAACAGAUACUUCUCAUACCAAAUUUUCAUUUGUAGGGUUCUAUAAUGAGAUUCAAUGUCAGUAAUAUGUGGCACAUUUUGUAAAUACAUAGUAAGCAGCUUGCCUUCUGAUUGACUGGAAUGUAUUGCUUCUUGGUUAAUUUAGGAAUUUCAAAAGUCGUUUGUCAUUUAGAUUUAUGUUAUGCCUAGGGAAAAGGAAGGAGAAGACAUGUCUGAUUAUUAUUCCCCUUCUGUCCCUAAAAAAGGAGGGAGACUAUGGCGAAGUGCACUUUAAGACUGUACAUUUUAUGGUGUACAAAUUCCCUCUCCCCCUGCUUGUUUUACCAAAGAACAUUAGAUUGGUAUAUCUCGUGUGAACAAAUAGAAAUGGUGAGUCGAAGGUAGCAAUGAACAGCUGAUAGUUAAGCUUUUUUAAUGUUAAGAUAAUAAUGAAUUUUGAUGUCAUACUGCCCUCUCCUGGAAUUUAAAAGCUAUGGAAUUAGAAGUGUUUCUGAAAUGCUGCUAAUUAAGCUCUGUAGUGAUCACAGAUUUAGAGCCGGAAGGGGCCUUAGAGAUCAUGUGGCCCAACUCCCUUAAUUUACAGAAAAGGCAACUUACCCAUACAGGUUCAGUAACUUAUCCAUGAGGCUACCACCAACAGCCACCUUGUACUUAUGUACUUGACUGCUUUCUCUAAUUCUUACAGGUACCACUCAUAGAACUACUAGAAUACCUCUGUAAUGCCCCCAUAAAAUAAAAAGAAGGGAGGUAUCCACAUUUUACAAAUGGAGCAAUAGAGUUUAAGUGCAUUGCUGAGCAUCUCAUAAUUGCUAAGUUCAUAGUGGCUAAGUUCUGGUCCCCCAAACCUGAGGAAUAUGUCUAGUAUCACUAGGUCACCCUACCUUUCUUAGUAUCAACAUGUCGAAGUACCCAAUGGCCACUGAUAAUAGGACCUUCAUUCUGGGUCUUAUUCCAUUAAAGUUUCUCCCAUGUAGAUCCUGGACUUUCCAUCUUUGGCAUUUCUUCUUCCAGGUAAAUGAAACUUAUUUUGAUACAAUUCACACAAUUAAAUGGUGCAAAGGCCAAGGGUAACUUUUCACAUCAAAAGGUAAUAAGUGUGGAUCAGUAGCACUAACCUCUCUGACCUGUCUUUAGGAUGUAAUUCAAAAAUGUGAUUUUUUUUACAUUUAUAUAUGCUAUUAAUAGCUUACACAUAGCCAACUCUUCUGCUUACCCUUCUGUCUAGAAGAGUAAGGCAUGCUUUUAUAAAGUUUUUACUAAAAGCUACCAUCUCUGUUAAAAAGAGUAUUUCACAUCUGCUAGGCUACUUUCUUCUUCCGGAUCUCCUUCUCCUUAGUUCUCCUUCUUACUGAUCUUAGUGAUAUGCACUUGAAAUUUUUCUCUGGUUUUAAGCAUCAGUAUCUUUUAUAUAUGCACUAUAGCCUCCUUCCUUGCUGGUGUUUUACUGUCUAUUUGCUUAGCUUAUGAAUGCAGAUAGGAUUUGUUGAACUUUUCAUUUAACAAAGGGUCAUAUUUAAUAAACAGUCAUAUGGCUUCAUAACAUCAUAACUUUUCCCCCCAUUUUUGUAAUCGGAACACACAUACACACAUGUAUCAAAAUCUUAGAAACCACCUUUCAAGUAUAUUCCAUGGAUGCCAGCUUAGUUAAUUCUGUCUGUGACUCCACCUUUUAAACCACAUACAGCUGUUGGCAAAUUGGGUACGGGUGCAUCUCAUUCCUGCUAUGUUCCUGUGUUUAGAGUAAUGUUGCCAGAUUUUGUACUGAAUGUCCUUAGGCUGCUCUGAGUGCUCCUAGCUGAAACUGAAUGGCUCUGGUGAUGAAAUCAGCCCCAGCAGGACAGAUCCAUUUUUUCUGCUUUCUCAUGUGCACAUGGCAAAAGCCAAUAGACCUUUUCACUAUUGUUCAUGAUUUCUGCCCUACUGGCCUUAGUUGGAUCCAAGAAAACAGAAUCUAGAUGUGGAAAUGCACAUCCUACUAUCAAAGACCAGAGUUUUUACCAACUAUUUUAGUGAUUUGAAAGGAGACUGUCUGUCUCAACUUCCUACACUAAGCUAGGUUUUCUUUCUUUUAUCAUCUUGUAAAAGAAAAAAAUAUUGCAACUGAUGAAAAAUAGUUUAUUCCUUUUAACUUGACAAGUACCCUCUGAGACUCCAUGGAGUUUAUUUCUCCAGUGAUUAAGGAAGAUUUCAGCUUCCAAACCAUGAGGGCUCUUUGUGGUAUUCUCCUGUUGGGGUCUUGGUACUAUACUUUUUGAUUUGUGUUGCAUAUGAGGCUUCAUCAUGGAUCUCCUUUGUUAUUUUGUAUUUUUCUUGCA